This is a messenger RNA of Danio aesculapii, 4492 nucleotides long. It is a transcript of the gene ikbke, whose product is annotated as inhibitor of nuclear factor kappa B kinase subunit epsilon. Gene Ontology annotation, cellular component: cytoplasm. The record is from RefSeq and is a predicted model, not a curated record. Gene Ontology annotation, biological process: peptidyl-serine phosphorylation. Bases 334 to 2496 code for a protein of 720 amino acids. Gene Ontology annotation, molecular function: protein serine/threonine kinase activity; protein binding; ATP binding. Lineage: Eukaryota; Metazoa; Chordata; Actinopteri; Cypriniformes; Danionidae. The transcript is spliced from 22 exons.
AGUUGCUGCUGAGUUUCCGUCAAGCUGCUCUCUUGACUUCAGUCUGAGGACUGCAGGUGUAAGUAGUCUGUACAAUAACCCAGUUUGGAUUGAAGAGGAAAAUGCGUCGCCAUCAAACACACAAAUGGUUAGUUGAUUGUUUUUUGUAGUUUUCUGUUGUCGGUCAGUCAGAAUAAUGACGAUGAGGAUGAUGCGAAGGGGAAAUCCUUAAAGCCAUUGUCAUACAGGAAGGAAGUGGACUUAUUUGACUCUUCUGUUCUGACUGUUGUGUUGAAAGAGACGUGUUGAGUUCAGGAAUAAAACGGUCCAAUUUUGUCUACUUCUGUCAACACAAUGACAAGUACAGCAAAUUACCUUUGGUCCCAGGAGGAUGUUCUUGGUCAGGGAGCGACAGCAAACGUCUACAAAGCACGAAAUAAAAAAACUGGAGAGGUGGUUGCUGUGAAGGUGUUCAACCUGGUGAGCUACAACAGGCCGUACGAAGUUCAGAUGAGGGAGUUUGAUGUGCUGCAGAUGCUCAAUCACGUCAAUAUUGUUAAACUCUUCGCUGUGGAGGAGAUUCUGUCGAACCCAAAGCAGAAGAUUCUUGUCAUGGAGUACUGCUCAGGUGGAAGUUUACUGAACAUGCUGGAGCAGCCUGAGCAUGCGUUUGGACUUCCUGAGUCCGAGUUCCUCAUUGUAUUGCAGUGUGUGGUUCAGGGAAUGAACCACCUGCGGGAAAAUGGGGUGGUGCAUAGGGACAUCAAACCUGGCAAUAUCAUGAGGCAAGUGGGUGAGGACGGGCGCUCCGUGUACAAGCUAGCAGACUUUGGUGCCGCCCGCGAGUUGGAAGAUGAUGAGAAGUUUGUGUCCAUAUAUGGCACAGAGGAAUAUCUGCAUCCGGACAUGUACGAGCGAGCUGUGCUGCAGAAUUCCCGGCCGAAAGCCUACGGUGUGUCUGUGGAUCUGUGGAGCAUUGGUGUCACCAUUUACCACACAGCUACCGGUAGUCUUCCAUUUAGACCAUUCGGAGGACCACGCAAAAACAGGGAGAUCAUGUACAAGAUCAUAUCAGAAAAACCAGCAGGAGCAAUAGCUGGUGUGCAGAUGAAGGAAGGCGGACACAUUGAGUGGAGAGACAAACUGCCACUCUCUUGCCAACUAUCAGAGGGUUUGAAGACCCAGUUGGUCCCGGUGUUGGCCAACAUAUUGCAGGCCGAUGAGAAGUGUUGGGAUUUUGUCCAGUUCUUUGGUGCCACUAAUGACAUCCUGAACCGCAUCACCAUCUACAUCCUUUCUCUCCAGCAGGCCACAACACACAGCAUCUACAUAAAAUUCCACAACACGGUCUCAAUCUUUUUUGAGGAUGUUCAGGCCCAAACUGGAAUUGAACCUGCGGCUCAACAGUAUUUAUUUCAGGGCCAUCCUCUUAUAUUAGAUCCGAGCAUGAAAGUAGUGAACCUUCCCCACACCAGCUCAGAUAACCCCAUGAUUCUGAUCAGCCGGCGACUGGAAAAGCUAAUUGGAUAUCCCUUCGAAGAACCUGAAUCCCCUUUAAUGCCUAAAAAGUUUGACGUCAUUGCAGAUUGGGUUUUCACCAAGACCAUCGUCAAGGUCAUUCAUCAGUACCUGCGGAUUGCUUAUUCACUGCAGAAAAACAGGGAAUUGAUUCUGCAGGGCUUCUAUAGCUACAUUGAAAAAACAAGCUCUGAAGUCAUUGAAGUGACGCACAGGCUUUCCACAGUGACACUGAAGCUGCAUUCUUCUAUCAGCACAGAAAAGAUUCUCCACACAUUCACUCAGACUUUUGCACAGGAGUUUCCAGACUUUAUAGACAGUAAGAAGAAUCUCCCAGUGAUUGAUGUGGAACUGCAGCAGAUGUACAGCAGGAGAAUCAGAGAAUUUGAGAAUCUACUGCAGUGUUUACGUGUGACACUGUCUAAACACUCAGAGACACUGGCCAAUGAUAAGAGCAUUCAGAAGAUGGAGGUUUUGUUGACGCAGAUUGUUGAUGUACAUUUCCAGUAUUACAGGGACCGAGGGACAGGAAAGCUCAGCUAUAAUGAGGAACAGAUUCACAAGUUUGAGAAGUUAAAUCUGUCUUCAUACAUAAAGAAGUUCAAGAGUUUAUUCAGGGAUGACUGUUUUCAGAAGUACCAGGAUGUUCUGAAUGCCACAGAGAGCUGGAGCAGGGUUCUGUAUGAGAUACAGACACGUCUAGAAAAUUUCAGAGGUAUUUUGCAGCAGAGGAUUUGGGAUUUGAAUGCACAUGAGAUCCAGCAGAAUAAGGUUGUGGAUAAAGUUGUGCUUCGAGCUGUCCAACAGCCAAUAGAAGCCGAGGUGGUGGAUGGAAUGAAAAAAGACGAGCACAUGAUUCUUAAAAUGACCAGGUUAAAGAAUGAGAUGGAGGCCGUGGCACGGGAACUACAGAAGAACAACAAUAUGAUAGAAAGCCUUUCGGUAGUUACCCCUACCAUGCCAGUGGAGAAAAAAAUACCUCAAACCAACAGACCAUGAAGACCUCAAAAGAAUACAGAAUGCACCAAAAUAUCUAUAUUCACAAAGCCCGGAACUCUGAGCUAAAAGAAAAGAGAAAGCAAAACAAAACGCGUCUCAAAACUGUCCUUAGUGAACAAAUUUCUCACUUUAUUGACUGUUUCCAGGAAAAGCAGCUGAAACUUCAUGAUGUGUACAACUGUGCAAAGCUGAAAGUACACAUUUUGUCUAAACUGGGUUACCUGUAUGACUGGAGUCGGGUCCCUUCGUGUGACCUUUAGAUUGUUUACUUUUUACUUAAUCUGUUACAGUGUUGUUGUUGUUGUCUUGUUUCACUAUUUAGCAUUUUAAAGUGCACCAAAAUGUGCUUAUGCAAAUCAUGUGGGAGCACAACUGUCCUCUCAUUGGUCAGAAUUCAUCUGUUUGCGUUACAACGUUUUAUCCAGCACAAUGUAUUGACUAGUGAGCUCUGCUGGCUUAGUAUGACCAAACACUAUAAAUAUACAAAGACUGUUCACUCGCAUUACUAUGAAUGGGAAAAAGUGUAAUGCUUCCACAGCAAAGGAAGUCCUGCCUUCUGGUUAAAAUAGCCAAUCGUCAAGCCUUUUAGCCAUGUGGUUCUUUGGGGGACACAAGGCAAGCCAUGUUUUUUGGCGACUACUAUGUGCCUGCAUUAAUUUGGACUGGAGAAAUGACAUCACAAAGUGUUCCAUUGUUGUCCUGCGAUCUUUACUUUGGGUCUUGUCUCUAUUUUUCUAUUGUUUAUAACUGUCAAUGAAAACAGCCAUACAGGACAUUGGUGUCACGCCAAUCAUUGCACAGACACAGUUGCUGGAGCAAACUGGAAAUAACAUGCUUUAAAUGUAAUUAAAAGUGACAAUAAUAAUAGGGACAGGUCACUUUUUUCAGAUUUGGUUGCUGGUUUGAAGUAUGUUAUUGAAUAGCGAGUUCAUCAAGUGUUUUUUGAUGUUUCAGGAUUUCCCCAUUCAUUUAGAAAAUGGCUGUUGGGUGAACAGACUUUCCUUGAAAGGGAUUUUGAUAUGACUCUCACUAAUCUGUAGUAAGGGUGUCCAGAUAUGGAAGUUUUGGCAGAUACUGAUAACCGAUAACUCUUUGUGUUAAAUGGUCAACACAAUCAAACAGCUCCAAGCUUUGUUUUUGUUGAUGCUGGGACACCUUGUUUAGGCGAGUGAUUGCUUUGUUGUGGACCCGAGUGUGAUUGCAGUGUUCACAUACAGUACUGAAUGUCUAAACUAACUCAACUAAGAAAGAAAAGCUGCCUUAUUCUCAAACAAACACUUCAGAGAAGACUGAAUUUAAAAUUCUGCUUGAAUUGAUUUUUACAUCAGUCAUAUCUUUUUAGAUUAAAUGUUAAUGUUAUUGCUGCAUUUUACCUUUAUACAAUCUACUAGUAUUGAUUUCAUCAGGCCAAGAAGAAAGAAAUGUAGAUCUGCAACUACAGUCUUCUUAAGUAAUCUUAAGACUUAAAUAUAUUGAUGGCACUGUGCAUUCAGUUGGCAAUAAUGGCAUUAUUAUUGCACAGGCAUGGAAUAAAGACAGGGGUGUUCAAUCAGCCCCAUGCAAUUGAUUUUGUUUUUAAGAGAUAACAGCAAUAAUGCUGGUUUGAUUAGAUUAUCGAUCACAUAACUUAGAGUCCUGAAGGAAGUUUUUUCUUUUUCAACAGUGCUCAGCUGGGAUCCAAAAAAAAUGUGAACAGUAAAUGAAUCUAGGGAUUACCAUAUUACAAGUACUGACUGGUAUAAACAGACUCACAACCAUUUGGAAAGUGAAAGCUGUAUGUGGUGGGUUCUGAUGUCACAUCACAGGGUUUGACUUAUGGGGAAUUCCUCACACUAUGGGGAACUGUAAUGACCUUACAAAGACCACGGUGUGGUUCACUGUCAAAUUUUAUGUAUAUUUGUCUUGACGUGGAAAUUUUAGUGACUUUCCUUUUUAGCAGUUUGUAAACUUGUAUCUUAGGUUUUAUUUUGUGUGUGUGUGUGUGUGUGUGUGUGUG